AAAGGGGGGGCCGGCGAGAGGAAGUGGCGGCAGCGGCCGGGGGAGGCUAGAGCUGUGUCUGCGCGGGCGGCAAGCAACGGCUGAAGCGGCGGCGGCGGUAGCGUGGUUUGGGCUCAAGCAGACGGCCGCACCUCAGACUCCCUGGAGCGGGAGCCCACGCGGGCGGGCUCCUGAAACAAAGAGCAGCGGGAGUCCAGACGCCGCGGGUGGGCGGUCAGCCGGUCAGCACCGAGCCCGCCAGCGGCUGCCCGCGCUAGCCCGGAGCGCGGCCGCUCGGCGCGGCCUGAGGGCGGGAAGAUGCCGCGCGUCGUCCCCGACCAGAGAAGCAAGUUCGAGAACGAGGAGUUCUUCAGGAAGCUGAGCCGCGAGUGUGAGAUUAAGUACACGGGCUUCAGGGACCGGCCUCACGAGGAGCGCCAGACACGCUUCCAGAACGCCUGCCGCGACGGCCGCUCGGAGAUCGCUUUUGUGGCCACAGGAACCAAUCUGUCUCUCCAGUUUUUUCCGGCCAGCUGGCAGGGAGAACAGCGACAAACACCUAGCCGGGAAUAUGUCGACCUAGAAAGAGAAGCAGGCAAGGUGUACUUGAAGGCUCCCAUGAUUCUGAAUGGUGUAUGUGUUAUCUGGAAGGGCUGGAUUGAUCUCCACAGAUUGGAUGGUAUGGGUUGCCUGGAGUUUGAUGAGGAGCGAGCCCAGCAGGAAGAUGCAUUAGCACAACAGGCCUUCGAAGAGGCUCGAAGAAGAACUCGUGAAUUUGAGGAUAGAGACAGGUCUCACCGGGAGGAAAUGGAGGUGAGAGUUUCACAGCUGCUGGCAGUAACUGGCAAGAAGACAACAAGACCCUAGUCCUGGUUCCAACUUAGGUGGUGGUGACGAUCUCAAGCUUCGUUAAGACUAGCACAGCACCCGUGCCACCCAUUCCUACGUACACACUGCUUCUAGUUGGUAUCAGCAACACAUUGGGUGACCAGAAACUGUGAUAACUGGAGGUACUGCAGUCAAUUUCGUGACCUGAGGCAGUAAAAGACAUCGUCAGCUGCCAUGGUUUUGCACUAUAAUAUCUGCAUUUCUGGUUUUUAAAACAUGUAGCCAGUAAUAAUUUGAAAUUUUUUUCUAUGCAAGCUUAUCUUGUUGGCAUUAUUUUGGUUGGGUUGAAAGUAUCUUCUUUCUCCGUUUUAAUUUAAAAGUUCAUGUCAUUUAAGAACAAGAUAAGAAAUUGAAAUUUGUAUCAGGGUUUUCUUCAGCAGUUGCUUAAAAUUAUUUUAUACUUUCAGAUGAGUUGGUCAUACAGUCUUCCUUCUAGAUAAGCAUUCUUUGUGUUUGUUUUCUCCAUAUUACUUUGUUUUUUUGUAUUCUACACCAUUUUACAAAUAAGAUGUGUUUGCGUUUUCUUACAAGCUAAACACCUAGCAGCAUAGAGCUGUCUGCCACCGCCUCCUAAAACAAACGUUUACAGUUGUGAAAGUCACAGUAUCCUUUUAAAUACUAGUACUCACUUCUUUUUUUUUUUUUUUGCCCUUUUAAACAUAAAAAUUUUAAAUUAGUAUUCAUCUUUAUUUGUCUCAGAUCUGUUUCAAGUUCUCUUCUAUAAUCAUGAGUUUGGGUAGAGGUGUUCUCCAUAGGUGAUAAUGUUCUACAGAAAUGCCCAAAGAAGUCACAGGCUGGCUUCUGUUUUAUUCAGGGAUUUUAUUUUUAAGUCAAUCAGAAAAGGGAUACUGGAACUUAUUCUAUGUAACAGCAUAUUAAACUGGAGGCAGUGAUGAAUCAUCAGUACAAAGGUAAAUUGUAUUAACAUCAUGUUUAAGAUAGCUGCUUUCAUGUGUAUUUUGUAUUGCAUGCUUUUGUAGAAACAAUAUUGGGUGAUGAAGAUUAGUCUUAGAAAAUGUUCAUCUGUGCAGGAGAUACAUUUUCUUCCAUUAAUUCUGGGCGAAACAUUCACAGUUAUAUAUGAUGGUAUUUUGCAAAAGGACUAUUAAUAGUGCAUUUUGAGAUGAAUCAGUGUGACAAUAUUUUUAAAAUAGGCUUAGUGUCAAAUUGCAAUUUUUUUAAAUAUAAAACUGGAAAAAAGUGCUAAGUCAUUUGGCACAUGCUUACAGAUACUUUUCUUGGUCAUAUUCAUUAAAUGUUACUACAUUUCUGAAUUUUUGCAAAAAUGUAUUUUAUCAUAAAAUGGCAUUAUUUUAGAGAAUUUUAAAAACUGACAUGGUCAAUUCAGAAAAAUCU
Molecule: messenger RNA, 2223 nt
Organism: Alexandromys fortis (reed vole)
Lineage: Eukaryota; Metazoa; Chordata; Mammalia; Rodentia; Cricetidae
Gene: Cbfb
Product: core-binding factor subunit beta
Exons: 6
Coding region: 298-846 (182 amino acids)
Biological process (GO): regulation of transcription by RNA polymerase II
Cellular component (GO): core-binding factor complex; nucleus
Molecular function (GO): sequence-specific DNA binding; transcription coactivator activity
Source: RefSeq, a predicted model, not a curated record